UCUCUUCUCUGUGUGUUUUGGUGAGUCUAGCUAUCUACCAGUCAGAGAUAGAUGAGGAGGACGUACAGCCAGAGGAAACAGACACAACUCCUAACAGAGAUGUCUGGUGGUCCCCUCUCCUGCUUCUCCAAACAGGGAAUACUCCUACUCUCUAUCCUCCACUAUGGGAUCUGGGCUGAAGUCCCUCCGAAGGACCUGUAUGGAUUGAGGGGGGGUUCGGUGUACCUGGCUGUAGCAGAACCACCGCAGGAGCUUCGAAGACAAAGUUGGAAGGUCAAUAGUACCAUAAUAGUUUCUGACAGAAAGGUCUCUCCUAAAUACCAGGAGAAAGUGGAGUAUAAUCCACUGAACCACUCUCUGUGCAUUAAGAAUCUGAGUGAAAAAGACAGAGGAACUUACAUUGCAACCUAUGAGAAAAAUUGGGAAGAGUUGACUACUACAUACAGACUAACAAUACAGGAGCCUAUAUCCAAGGUGGUGAUCCAGGAGGAGAUCACGCUAUUGGCCAACCAGUCCUGUUCAGUGUGGCUGCUGUGCAACGUGUCAGUCUGCUCCAACAUCUCCUACACCUGGGAGAGAGGGAAUGAAACAUACAGGGAUGACCAGCAGAUACACUUCUCUCUGUCACCAGCAGACGGAGACAUCAGUGUAACCUGCACUGCCUCCAACACAGUCAGUGAGAAAUCUGCCUCUACAACAGUAAAGUGUAGUAAUGACACAACCAUCCCAGGGCUGGUGUGGUGUAUCAUCUGCAUUGUAGUGGUGUUGACCCUCAUUGUAGCGGUGGCAGUGUAUUGCUGCAGGGGCCACUGUAACACGGUAUAUCAAAAUGACAAGACAAUAUAUGCGGAUGUUAUGGGCAGUACAAUAAAUAAAGAUACAAGAGGGACAGUGGAUGAUCUGGCUGAACCAAGACUGAACAAGCCGCAGACUCUGUACAACGAGAUCAAAGUUGGACGCCCAAAAGCGCCCUCUUCUGCCUACCAGGAAGUACUUGUGAGCUGAGCAGGAUGUGUUCAUAGGAUGGGCCUUAUAUCUCUGCAUCCAAGGCUACAGUCUGUAGAUGGAUGUUACUGUUAACUUUUAUCACAACUUGCACAUUUCUGACAUUUGCUGCUUAUUUUUUUCAUGAUUGCAAUCUUCUCCCUUUAUUGUUCCUCAUAUACAGUGGGGCAAAAAAGUAUUUAGUCAGCCACAAAUUGUGCAAGUUCUCCUUCUUAAAAAGAUGAGAGAGGCCUGUACUUUUCAUCAUAGGUACACUUCAACUAUGACAGACAAAAUGAGAAAGAAAAAUCCAGAAAAUCACAUUGUAGGAUUUUUUAUGAAUUUAUUUGCAUUAAACAAAACUAUAAACACACAUACAUUACAACAAAAACAUUGUACAUUAAAAUCACAAAUGUCUUAACUAAAAACAACUGGCCUAAAAACAAUUACACUCUUCUAUGAUAUAUACAUCGAUCAAGUGUUUAAACUCCACCAACGAAACUAGAUCAUCACAUUUUAAAAUGUGUUCAUGACAGAAUUCCAGGACCACAGAGCUAAGUAACUAAAACUAUUUAUACCGUGUCCUGUUCUAAUUUUUGGUGCUAUUAGAAGCAAAUCAGAAUGGGACCGUAAUUGAUAUUUAUUUACUGACCUGACUAAAAAAAGGACAGAGAUAAAAUUGAAUAAUUAUAGAGACACAUUUUAUUCAUAAUAAAUGUAUACAUAACAUUG
Molecule: messenger RNA, 1716 nt
Organism: Oncorhynchus keta (chum salmon)
Lineage: Eukaryota; Metazoa; Chordata; Actinopteri; Salmoniformes; Salmonidae
Product: T-lymphocyte surface antigen Ly-9-like
Exons: 7
Coding region: 52-1005 (317 amino acids)
Source: RefSeq, a predicted model, not a curated record